Molecule: messenger RNA, 764 nt
Organism: Maylandia zebra (zebra mbuna)
Lineage: Eukaryota; Metazoa; Chordata; Actinopteri; Cichliformes; Cichlidae
Source: RefSeq, a predicted model, not a curated record
AGACCAGAGAAGUUCCCCGUCAUUACUGCAUCACUCAGCUGAUACUUGAACAACAUCUUUACCUGACAGAGGAUCAACAUGAAGACUGUCCUGCUCCUCUCCGCUCUCCUCUAUGCUGCACUGGCAGUUCCAGCUGAAGACAAUCAGCAGACUUCAGCCCAGGAGUUUGAAGGAGCAGCCAAACCUCAAGCUCGUUUUAGCUUCUGUCCAGAUGGCUGGUUCAGCUAUGGUCCUCGCUGCUUCAAGUUCAUCAAUAGUCCCAGGUCCUGGUUCUCUGCUGAGGAGUACUGCAAUAGUCUGGGUGGCAAUCUGGCCUCAGUUACCAACCUCAGAGAGUACAGCUUCCUCCAACAGAUGACACAGACAGCGGGUCAGACUACUGCUUGGCUGGGAGGUUUCAGACUGCAGAACCAGUGGCUUUGGAUUGACCGUGAGGGUUUCUAUUACACCAACUGGUACAGCCCGUCCUCUUCCAGCACACACCCUUGCCUCUUCCUACGAUCCACCUAUGGUUGGGGUAACACUCUGUGUACUUCCAGUUAUUCUUUCAUCUGCUCUAAGAAUCCAUUUGGUUGUUAACAUUUAUGCUAAACAUCUGAGGCCUGUGGGUGGACCACAUUGUAUUUUUGUUCUGUUUAAAAGCAUAAACUCUGUUGUAUGUGUUAAUGAAUGGGAGAUUUUUCUUUAAUUUCUAAAAAUGUAUUCUUCAAAGACUUAAAUAAUGAAGUGCUAGUAAAUUUUAAACUUUGUUGGUCAGUGUAACA